AUGUAUGUGAGUUUUCUUAUAUUCAUGGGCUUACUGCGUACAUGCGUGUCUAUAGAGGUCACAAAUGGAAGGAAACUGUAUAUCCCUCCUCGGGAGGUGCAUGUUCAAGUGAAACAUUCUAUGCCACCACAAAAGUUGGAGGUCUUCAAGUCCUUAGAAGGAUGGGCUGAUGAAACCCUCUUGACUUAUUUAAAACCUGUUGAGAAGUCGUGGCAGCCGACCGAUUUUCUUCCGGAAGCUGAUUCAGAAGGAUUCUAUGACCAAGUCAAGGAGUUAAGGGAAAGGUGUAAGGAACUCCCCGAUGAAUACUUUGUGGUGCUUGUUGGGGAUAUGAUCACAGAAGAAGCACUUCCGACCUACCAGACGAUGUUGAACACCUUGGAUGGAGUUAGAGAUGAGACGGGAGCAAGUCCUACGCCUUGGGCGGUAUGGACGAGGGCUUGGACUGCUGAAGAGAAUAGGCAUGGGGAUCUUCUUAACAAGUAUCUUUAUUUGUCUGGCCGAGUAGACAUGAGGCAGAUUGAAAAGACAAUUCAGUACCUGAUUGGUUCGGGAAUGGAUCCAAAAACCGAGAACAACCCUUACUUGGGUUUCAUCUACACUUCCUUUCAAGAAAGAGCGACCUUCAUCUCCCAUGGAAACACUGCCAGGCUGGCGAAAGAUCGUGGAGAUUUGAAACUUGCGCAGAUAUGCGGGACCAUUGCUGCUGAUGAGAGGCGCCAUGAGACUGCUUACACCAAGAUUGUAGAGAAGCUCUUUGAAAUUGACCCUGAUGGCACGAUCUUGGGAUUGGCUGAUAUGAUGAAGAAAAAGAUCUCAAUGCCUGCACAUUUAAUGUAUGAUGGGCAAGAUGAUAACCUGUUUGAGCACUUCUCAACCGUUGCCCAGAGGCUCGGUGUCUACACCGCCAAGGACUAUGCUGAUAUUCUGGAGUUUCUUGUUGAACGGUGGAAUGUUACGUCUCUGUCAGGCCUUUCUAGUGAGGGACACAGGGCCCAGGACUUUGUCUGCGGUCUACCUGCAAGAAUCCGCAAAAUUGAAGAGAGAGCUCAAGGAAGAGCCAAGGAAGCAGCCAAAAACAUACCAUUCAGCUGGAUUUUUGGUCGAGAGAUCAGGGCUUAA
This is a messenger RNA of Thlaspi arvense, 1122 nucleotides long. NCBI's taxonomy places the organism in Eukaryota, Viridiplantae, Streptophyta, Magnoliopsida, Brassicales, Brassicaceae. The record is from the annotation of a GenBank genome assembly.